CAUUGUUACGGACGGACAGAGCUUUAAAGAAUAGCAAUUCUGGAACUUGGGAAGUGGAGUGGAAGCCAAUAAAAGAAGCACCUUUCCUCCCUCUCCCUCUCCCUUGCCUCGGCCUUUGAUGGCGUGGAAGCAAUUACUUUGAGCCUUGCGUGCCGGAUUACUCCUGGAACAGGUUCCCCUCCAAUAAGAGACCCUCUUUUGCUGCUCUCCUCCCCUGUUUCUGGUUUAGUUGAGGACUGGACUGGUACUGUUCUUGUUUGCUUUGCCUUGUGUCUUUUGGAGUUCAUGAGGAGAGGGGAGUGGAGGAAGAAGGGAGGAAGCCCAACGAGUGAAGCUGGGAAAGGUAGGGGAGCUGCUGGGGAUCUUCGACUGCAUCAAUGAAGUCACCGCAGCGAUCGCGGCAGCAUCAUCGGCGGGGAUGAGCGAGCGGGCAUGCCAGGUGGAGACCACGCCGCGGCUCGCGCAAUGGAGGAUCGAAAGCCUCGCCUCCUGCACCUACCGCAAGUCCGACCCCUUCAAGAUCGGCCUCUGGAACUGGUAUCUUGCAGUGGAGAAGAGUAAACAACUGUCUGUGAAGCUGUUCCCUGAGGUUUCAAGCCUCACGAGGGAGCAGCCGCCCAUUGCCUCCUUCGUCAUCAAGGUUGUCUCCCCAUCAUCUCCAAACCGCAAGACGCUCAUCCAUCCAGGAAUCCGGGACAGGCAGCUGAAGAACAGCGACGACUUUGUAUGGGCAAUCGACACCCUGCUCCCCGGCAGAUUCAUAAUCGACGUUGAAUUCCUUGAUCUAAAGAUUGUGCCGUCAUCAGGUGGCGAGCCUUCUUCAAUUUGGGGCAGCUACCAGGUCGCGAAGCACUCGGCGGCCACCGCCCUCACCACUUUCGGCCGGAUGCUGGCCGACGGCAUCCACACCGACAUCACGAUCAACGCCAGGGGCGGCAGCAUCGGCUCGCACCGCGCCGUCCUCGCGGCGAGGUCGCCCGUCUUCCGCAGCAUGUUCUCGCACGACCUCAAGGAGAAGGAACUCUCUGCCGUCGACAUAUGCGACAUGUCCUUCGAGGCUUGCCGGGCCUUCCUCGACUUCAUCUACGGAAACUUCCAGGCCGACGAGUUCCUCGGCCACCGCCUCGCACUCCUGCGAGCGGCCGACAAGUAUGACCUAUCGGACCUGAAGGAGGCGUGCCACGAGAGCCUUUUGGAAGACAUCGAUGCUAAGAACGUGCUCGAGAGGCUGCAAACCGCCCACCUCCACCGUUUGCCUGAGCUGAAGAGCAGCUGCAUGAGGUACCUGGUGGCCUUCGGAAAGAUCUAUGAGCUCGGUGAAGAUUUCAGUGUCUUCCUGCAGACUGCCGAUAGGGAGCUCAUAGCUGAAAUAUUUCAGGAAGUUCUUGCUGCCUGGAAAGGUUUCUAGUCCACCAUCGAUGACAGAGAGAUCAUGGUAUAUGCUUUGUGUGAGUUCGUCGCAAUCUUUUCUUCUCUGGUUGGGUGUCAUUGUAUGCAGGGGUUGCUGAAAACACUGUACAGGAUUGAUCAUCACAAAAUGUGUGCAUUCUUUUAGAUCGAGAAGAAUAUGUAUGUAUAAUUUGAUUGGAAAAAGGAAGAUCUGCAUCCAUAGUA
Molecule: messenger RNA, 1614 nt
Organism: Musa acuminata AAA Group (dessert banana)
Lineage: Eukaryota; Viridiplantae; Streptophyta; Magnoliopsida; Zingiberales; Musaceae
Product: BTB/POZ domain-containing protein At1g55760-like
Exons: 4
Coding region: 419-1408 (329 amino acids)
Molecular function (GO): protein binding
Source: RefSeq, a predicted model, not a curated record